AUAAUAUGUGUUGGUGGCACAUGUCCCUUAUCCUCUAUCAGUAGCAAAAGAAAUGAAUGAAAUAAUUAGUGACAAUUGAACCUCAAUAUCAAUGGCUUCCAUAGCUUCAUUUUCAUCGCUUUCCACAUGGCUUCUUCUCCAUUCAUCCACAGCUCCAUUGGAUGGAAGAAGGAAAACAAUCACACCGAAUUUUGUGAGGAUGCCCACUCGCUCCUGUCUCGAUGAUACUUCUUCUCUCCUCCGAGCUGCUCAAUACACUGUGGAUACAUACGUGAAAAGUGGCAUGAUUGUAGGAUUGGGAUCUGGUCAUGCUUCUGAUAUGGCCAUUCAGCAUUUGGGUCUUCAGCUUCGUCGUGGUAAUUUGAAGGACGUUGUAGGGAUUCCCAUGUCUGUUGCAAGUGCAAGUGAAGCAGCAAAGGCUGGGAUUCCAUUGGAUACCUACCAAGGCAGUUCUCAAAUUGAUUUUGCAUUUAAUGAUGCUGAUGCUAUUGAAGAAGGGACAUUUGUUGCUAUCAUUGGGCGCCGGAAAUUGCUAAGUGAGGAAUCCAUAAUCCAGGAGAAGUCCAUACUGAAUGCUGCUGAUAAACUAGUGUUCAUUAUCGAAGAAAACCAGUACAAAGGUGGUCUGGAAGGUUCUAUUCCAGUUUUAAUUCAGUCUCUCAAUUGGUUGGCAACUGCUGAAGAGAUUGAUGAUAUGUUUCUUGGCGAUGCCGAGGUAUGGAGAAGACCAGGUAUUGGGCAAGCAGGUCCACUAGGAGGUGACUUCCCACUAGUCACAAGAGAAGGACAUAAUGUUCUUGAUGUUAUCUUCACAUCUCCAAUAGCAAGCCUUGCUGAAGUAGCGAAAAUCUUCGAUAAAGUUGAUGGUGUUGUGGAUCAUGGUGUCAUAUCUAAAAUCCCAUGCACAGUGGUAAUUGCUUCUCCGAAUGGAUUGAACAUUUUGGACAAAUUGACUGCAGAUAUAGAAUGCAAGUGUUCCUAGGAAUCACCACAUCCAUGAUAUCUCCUAAUACUGACCUACCAAGAGACAAAGGUGUAACAUCCUGCAACACCAGCUUUGGAAUAUUGUUAAAGCCUUCACUCAACAAUGCAGCCUGAACAGCUGCCCCAUAAGCCACAGCCUCAUCAGGAUUAAUGCUCUCG
Molecule: messenger RNA, 1143 nt
Organism: Cicer arietinum (chickpea)
Lineage: Eukaryota; Viridiplantae; Streptophyta; Magnoliopsida; Fabales; Fabaceae
Product: probable ribose-5-phosphate isomerase 4, chloroplastic
Biological process (GO): pentose-phosphate shunt, non-oxidative branch
Molecular function (GO): ribose-5-phosphate isomerase activity
Source: RefSeq, a predicted model, not a curated record